Molecule: messenger RNA, 3306 nt
Organism: Sesamum indicum (sesame)
Lineage: Eukaryota; Viridiplantae; Streptophyta; Magnoliopsida; Lamiales; Pedaliaceae
Gene: RAD4
Product: DNA repair protein Rad4 family
Biological process (GO): mismatch repair; nucleotide-excision repair
Cellular component (GO): nucleotide-excision repair factor 2 complex; nucleus; XPC complex
Molecular function (GO): damaged DNA binding; single-stranded DNA binding
Source: RefSeq, a predicted model, not a curated record
UAAUCAAUGUAGCCCGGCUCACAUCAAUCCGGCUUGCUGGAUACUCUUCAACCGCCAAAAGGUCUGCAACUGUUGGAUAUUGCGCCUUGCGCGACUCUUUUCCCUCUUUUCCAUGUACUGAUGUACAUAUACUUUCACCCACACCCCCAACCCAACCACUAAGCGAACACAUACACAGAAUGCGAACCAGAAGCCAAUCCAAGCGCCCCCAAUCAGUGGGUGAACAAGAAGACAUGAAAAGCCGUCAUGUACCAGAUAGCAUUGAUGAUAAUGAAACUCUUUCGAAUAUUUCAAGAGAUGCUGUGGGAAAGCUUUUGAAAAGAGUUAACAAAGGGUUCAAUAAAGAAAAUGUUGGCUAUUUGCGCCAAUGGGAAUCUGCAGCUACGAUGGAGAGAGGAUCAAGGGACAUUGAUAAAAGAUCUGCUGGUACAGCAGUAGAGAAGGGUACUGCAGAACCCGAAUGUUAUGGUAGAGAAGCAAUGCAGUAUGCUUCUAGUCCAGAAAAGGAUGAGGACGAUAAAGAUUAUGAUGACUCUGAAUGGGAAGAUGGGUCCAUUCCUGCAUUAUCUUCCAUGAAGGAUUUUCAUGAAGAUUUAGCCAGUGGAAUAUCUGUUGAGUUUGAUGUUUCAGACUGCUUGCCAAAGCGGAAGCCUGUCCGUCGAGCUACUGCAGAAGAGAAGGAAGUUGCAGAGUUGGUGCACAAGGCUCAUUUGCUUUGUCUUCUGGGAAGGGGAAGGUUGAUCGAUUGUGCUUGUAAUGAUCCUCUUAUUCAGGCUUCUCUACUUUCUCUGGUUCCAACACACUUGCUGAAGAUAGCAGAAUCCUCUAAACUUACUGCCAGUCGUUUGGUCCCUCUUGUUAGUUGGUUCCACAACAAUUUCCAUGUUAGAAGUCAAAGUGUAGCUGAGAAAUCAUGUCAUUCAGCACUGGCAUCAACUUUGGAAACUCGAGAGGGAACACCAGAAGCAGUUGCAGCAUUAUCUGUGGCACUAUUUAGGGCGCUGAAUCUCACAACUCGGUUUGUUUCAAUUUUGGAUGUGGUCUCCUUGAAGCCUGAUGGUGAUAUAUCAGAGCACAUCAUGGAAGUUUGCAGCAAGAGAGGACGAGAUAUAUUUAGCUCAUCAACUCUGAUGGUUGCUGGACCUAGCUGUUCCUCUGCUUCCACUUCGAAAUCACCAACAGGGGUUGAGCAUGGAAUCAGCCAGAGUGCUGCAGGAGGUGCUGGCAGGCAUAAGGCUGACAAAUCAAAGAAGAAUGGGUUGCAAUGCCAAGAUUCUCUUACUAUUGAUAAGCCGAAAGAUAAAAUGUCAGAUGUAGCGGUCCCUGAGACCCCAAUUGAUAUUUCUGAACCCUGCCUUGUAAAAUCUGAUGGAUUGAAGAGGAAAGGAGAUCUUGAAUUUCAAAUGCAGUUGGAAAUGGCUCUCUCGGCUACAGCAAUUGGAAGUUCUAAAAUAAGCAUGGCAUCUAGUGCAUCAGAAUCACCCAGCAGGUCCUCAACUCUCACUCCACCUUCUAAAAGAAUGAGAAAAAUUAAAAAAGAAGAAUCUCAGACUUCCUCAGAUGGAAUAUCUACAGCUAUUGGAUCAAAAAAGGUGGGAGCGCCACUUUAUUGGGCAGAGGUUUUUUGUUGUGGAGAGAACUUGACUGGAAAGUGGGUGCACGUUGAUGCUAUCAAUGGAAUUGUAGAUGGAGAGCAUAAAGUAGAAGCUGCAGCCCUUGCAUGCAAAAAAUCUUUGAGAUAUGUAGUUGCUUUUGCUGGUCAAGGGGCUAAGGAUGUGACUCGCAGGUAUUGUACAAAGUGGUACAAGGUAGCAGCAAAAAGGGUCAAUUCUAGCUGGUGGGAUGCAGUGUUGGCACCAUUGAGGGAGUUGGAGUCAGGUGCAACUGGGGGUGGUGUUAAUUUGGAAUAUGAAGCUUCAUCACAUGAGAAGAAUGAAGAGUCCCAAGUGGCAAACUCAAAUCAUGGCUGCUCUAUUGAUAAGAACCACUCAUGCGGAGCAUGCAAAGAGUGUUCUGAGAAACAGGUUGAGGGGUCCUCUAUGAGGAAAUCUUUUGCUUCUACCAGGAGCUCCCUGGAAGAUAUGGAACUAGAAACUAGAGCACUAACUGAACCACUUCCUACGAAUCAACAAGCCUACAGAAAUCAUCAACUGUAUGUGAUUGAAAGAUGGCUUAACAAGAAUCAAGUUCUGUAUCCCAAGGGGCCUGUACUGGGAUUUUGUUCUGGGCAUGCUGUGUAUCCGCGUACUUGUGUCCGAACACUUCGUACAAAGGAAAGGUGGUUCCGUGAGGGGCUGCAAGUGAAAGCUGGUGAAGUUCCUGCUAAGGUUCUCAAGCGUUCCCUGAAGCGUGGUAAAGAAGAAGCUGCAGAUGACAACAACUACACUGAUGGGGAUCAUCAAGAUAUUACUGCCCUUUAUGGGAGGUGGCAGACAGAACCACUGCAUCUACCUCGAGCUGUUAACGGGAUUGUGCCUAAGAAUGAACGUGGUCGAGUGGAUGUGUGGUCUGAGAAGUGCCUCCCACCAGGUACAGUCCAUUUGCGCUUGCCAAGAGUGGCAGCUGUAGCGAAAAGGCUGGAUAUUGAUUAUGCUCAUGCAAUGGUUGGAUUUGAGUUCAGAAAUGGUCGGUCUGCUCCUCUAUUUGAGGGUAUUGUAGUUUGUACUGAGUUUAAGGAUGCUAUUCUACAGGCAUAUUUAGAGGAAGAAGAGAGAAGAGAGGCUGAAGAAAAAAGGAGAAAUGAAGCACUGGCACUAUCAAGGUGGUAUCAGCUUCUUUCUUCCAUCAUUACUCGGCAGAGAUUGAACAGCUGCUAUGGAGCUGGAGCAUUAUCACAACCCUCCAGUGAAAUCCCAAAAUCAGAUGAUAAAUGCUCUACAUCAGCUACUCGUGCCCAAGAAAUUGUAGCAUCUCCAAGAUGCCAACAAGAUGACACUUCUGAAAAACCUUAUGUUUUACCCUCUAUGCCCGAAGAAAACCACGAACAUGAAUUUGUUUUGGACAAGGAGGUGUUUGGUGAAGAAGGCCCGACUCAAGUGAAGCGAUGUCGCUGUGGAUUCUUAGUACAGUUUGAGACAAUAUAGAAACUCUGUUACGCAUUCUUGUUGGAUAAUAUUGCAGAAGGUGGCUGCAUUCGAGCUGUCAACAAAUCCAUAUUUUGGUCAUGUUGUCUCUAAGCCCUGUGAAACUUUUGAAUUAUUGCUAAGAGCGGCCUGUGUAACAUAUCUGAUGUGGGGAUACAAAUGAACUUAUUUAUUUUGAAGUCUUGUAUUUUUGUGGAAAAGCACACAGUGAUCUUGCAUUGCC